Carassius gibelio (silver crucian carp) is the source of this 5793-nucleotide messenger RNA. RefSeq names its product period circadian protein homolog 2. Gene Ontology annotation, biological process: circadian regulation of gene expression; entrainment of circadian clock by photoperiod; negative regulation of transcription by RNA polymerase II. Lineage: Eukaryota; Metazoa; Chordata; Actinopteri; Cypriniformes; Cyprinidae. Gene Ontology annotation, cellular component: nucleus; cytoplasm. Gene Ontology annotation, molecular function: transcription corepressor binding; transcription cis-regulatory region binding. The record is from RefSeq and is a predicted model, not a curated record. Bases 293 to 4126 code for a protein of 1277 amino acids. The transcript has 23 exons.
GGAAUCGAGCAGGCGUGGCUCCGCUCGGCCAGACUCUCACGUGGGCCUGAAGUGUUGUGUUCCGGAGGAAUAAUGGAGGAACGCACGAGAAACUGGAGCAAGUGAUUCUCGAACAUAAACAUCAAUCCCCCCAAGUGAAGACUCUACAUAACCAUCUAGUAAAACAUCAUCCUCAUGGAUUUCUCUAUAGACCUUCAUUGUUGAUGUGGACAAAAGCAGCGGAGCAUCUGGAUUGCGGAUCAGAGCUUCAGUAGAGGUGGGCAGCGGUUGGAGGAGAAUCUGCAGCGGGGCAAUGCUGGGAGGAGACGGCUUUCAUGAUGGAGAAGAGGAGAACUCUUCUCCAGGCUCCAGCAAGUGUGUGGGGCAGAUGGACCUAACUAACAUUGGGCAGGCCCCCGGGACCAGCGGAAGCAGAUCCAGAUGUGGUUCAGGUGAGGAGGAGGAGGCUGAGGGGCAGCGAGGAAGAACCACCAGAGGUGAAAGCCCAGCGGGGUGUGAGCAGACGCACGAGGAUGUGGACAUGAACAGCGGCCACGACUCCAGCAGCGGAAACGACAGCGUUGGAGGCUCGCGACAUCAUCACUCCUCGGCCAAUUGCAGCCCUGGAAGCACCACGGGAUCAGGAAGCACCAAGAGCUCAAAAUCUGCCACUGGUUCGUCAUCGUCCAGCUUUCACAGCGCUCCUCACACGGUGUGCAGUGAGCAGACGGAGCUGGGCCGUGAGCAGACGCACCGGGAGAUGAUGCAGACGGUGCAGGAGAUGAAGAAACGGCUGCCGUCUGAGAAGAAAAGCCGCAGCAAAGCCAGUACUGUAGAGGCACUGAACUAUGCACUGAACUGUGUCAAACAAGUACAAGCAACAAGUGAGUACUACAACUUACUAAUGAGCAGCGGACUGGAGGAAAGACGAGCAGCUACUGUGUGCAAGCUGGAGGAGCUGGAGGAAAUCACUUCAGAACACACACUGAAAAACACUGACACGUUUGUGGUGGUCUUCUCUCUGGCCUCGGGGAAGAUGGUUUACGCAUCCGAACAGGCCUCCAGCGUGCUUCACUGCAAGAGGAAGUUUCUGGAAUCUGCCAAGUUCGUGGAGCUGCUGUACCAUCAGGACGUCAAUGUGUUUUACUCGCACACGGCUCAACCGCGGCUGCCGCCCUGGAACGUGUGCACAGACAGCGCGGCGGUUCUGUUCGAAUGUGCCCAGGUCAAGUCCUUCUUCUGUCGAAUCAGAGGAGGGAAGGAUAGAGAUGGAGAAAUGCGUUAUAGUCCCUUCCGGAUCACUCCGUACCUGCUGAAGGUUCAGGGAUUGAGCGGAGAGGAGGAGCCGUGCUGUCUGGCCCUGGCCGAGCGCAUCCUCUCAGGAUAUGAGGCCCCUCGCAUUCCCGUAGACAAGCGCAUAUUCAGCACGACUCAUUCACCAGGCUGUGUCUUUUUAGAAGUGGAUGACCGAGCGGUGCCUUUGCUCGGCUACCUCCCCCAGGACCUGAUCGGUACCUCGGUUCUGACCUGCUUGCAUCCAGACGACCGUCUGCUCAUGCUGGCCAUGCACCGCAAAAUUCUGAAGUACGCGGGCCAGCCUCCGUUUGAACACUCGCCCAUCCGCUUUCGGUGUCAGAACGGCGACUACAUCACCCUGGACUCCAGCUGGUCCAGCUUCAUCAACCCUUGGAGCCGAAAGGUGGCCUUCAUCAUCGGCAGGCACAAAGUUCGCACUGGACCUUUAAAUGAGGACGUUUUCGCUGCGCGGAGUAAAGCCAAGCAUCCAAUCAUGUGUGAGGACGUGAAAGAGCUGCAAGCCAUGAUCUACAAGCUCUUCCUUCAGCCGGUUCAUAAUAAUGGAUCCAGUGGCUAUGGCAGUCUGGGUAGUAACGGCUCCCACGAGCACUACAUCAGUGUGGCGUCGUCCAGCGACAGUAACGGAAACCUCUGGGAUGAUUCGCACAGAGAACCAAUGUCUUUGCAGCGGUUUUGUGCUGAUGUCAAUAAAGUGAAGAAGUGGGGCCAGCAGGCGUAUCUGGACUCCCAGAGGAAGCUCACAACUUUAGGACCAGCCCCUGCAGUGGCGGCAGCAGGGGUUCAUCAUAACACGAGUCAGGGUUUGGGAAUUCGAGGUCAUCUAAAGCAGUCUCUGCAAGACGCGCGGAAGCAGCCACACAUUCCAUCGUACCAGCAGAUCAACUGUGUGGACAGCAUCAUCAGAUAUCUGGAGAGCUGUGCGACAUCUGCUCUGAAACGAAAGAGUGAAUCUUUGUCCAUAACUACAUCUUCCUCUUCCUCCAUGUCUGAGGAAGACAAACCUGCAGCGGCAGCACAUGACGACACUGUGAACACUGACGAAGCUGCGCUGGAAGGCGCCGGUGCUCUGGACGGCCAGGUGUCUGCGGGUUCGGCCACGACGGCAGCGGUGGUGGGAGCGCCGCUCACGGACAUCACAAUCUCCACAGAAGCCAUGAGCGUGGUGUCCGUCACCAGUCAGUGCAGUUACAGCAGCACCAUAGUGCACGUACCCCAGCCCGAGUCAGAGGUCACUGCCUUAGAAGAUGCUCCAAUGGGGAGCGAGCCAACAGACUCCGCCCCCACCCCUGCUCGCCCCGCCCCCAGCACCUCCUCAGAGGCGCAGGAGGAGUUACUCCUGGUGGGUCUUACUAAAGAGGUGCUGUCGGCCCACACGCAGAAGGAGGAACAACAAUUCGUGGAUCGUUUCCAACAUUGUAUCCUGCAGAGUCCCUACAGCUCCUACCUCCAGCAGGACAACAGCAGCAGGGCCCAUUCUCACCACAGAGCUGAUGUUGUGCGUCCUCCGAACAAACACAAGCGUCCCAAACCAGAAGACUCAUCCGACAGCUACGGCUCCCAGCCGGGCAACUACUGGUCACUUCCCGGCCCCACCGGAGCGCCUCAUUCCUCCUGGCCUUCCUCCGAGUCCUCUCAUCCCCCACCGUCCAACAUCGGCUUUGUGCCGCCCAAGGCAGUGCCCAUGCAAACAGCCCCUUACUUCACCGUGGUCGGUGCGGAUCAGCAGCCCAUGGUGGUCCAGCCUGACCAAGUUGUCCAGAACCUCUAUCCCAUGACUCCCACAAUGAUCGUCCUGCUUCCUAGCUACCCCAUGUACCCUGGGAACAAUGGCAUGUACCUGCAUGGGAUGCCCGUCCCAGCACCCGGAAUUGUUCCCCAGCCUCCCUUUAACUUGGGAGGCUUCGUCCCGCCUGGUGGACAUGUGCCACAUGUGUCUCCAUCACAGGGCCAUCCUCCAGGUCCCACCGUCACAGGAGUCGGGAUGGCACAGGAUGCUUCAGCAGAGGUCGACUCAAUACCUGCCCCUUGGUUUGGGGAAGAACUUGAUGCAGCACAGCCCACGGCGCUCUUCUCCAGCUCUCGCUCCAGCUCGCCCAUCCAGCUGAACUUACUCCAGGAGGAGCUGACCAAGCCCACCGAAGCCCAGCACAGCACCGGUCCAGAGAGUCUGCAUGAACACCAUGCCAAAGCGGAGGACGCUCCCAGCGACUCGUGUCAACAAGACGCCCAUUCCACCUCCAGUGAAUUGCUGGACCAGUUGCUGCAGGAGGACGCCCGCUCAGGAACCGGCUCAAAUGUCUCGGGCAGUGGCUCCGGAGAGUCAGGAGGCUCUCUGGGCUCCGGGUCGAACGGGACGUCCACCAGCCACACAGGCAGCAGCAACAGCAGCAAGUACUUCGCCAGCAACGAUUCAUCGGACACAUCGCGAAAAGCUCGCAAGUCCGCAGAAGCCCAGGAACUUGAGCGUACGACCUUCACAAAGCACGUGGAAAAUCCGUUAUGGAGCAUGAUCAAGCAGACGCCCGAACCCGUCAUGAUGACCUAUCAGAUCGGCCCCAGGGAUCAGGCGCAGGUUCUUCAGGAAGACCGGGAGAAGCUGCUUCUGAUGCAGCCCAUGCAGCCCUGGUUCACCCAGGACCAGAAGAAGGAGCUGUCCGAGGUUCAUCCCUGGAACCAUCAGCACACGCUCCCACACGAGAUCAACACACAGUGUUGUGUGAGUUGUACCACCAUGCAAGCGGGCGAGGACUCUCCAAGCCCUCCGACUCCUGACAGCUCCUGUCCGCAAGACUGUCCGUCUCAGGACACCAGACCCGACACCGACACCUGACCGCAGACCCUGCCGGACCUCCGGCCCUCUGGGACUCUCAGCUGGGAAUCGUGGGAAGCGACGGAAGACUGCGUCUGUGUGCCACUGUCUCAUAUUUCCUCCUGAAGUCAUGAAAUGAGGCAAACCCUUUGCACUGGAUCAGACCACGUCCGCGUGAGUUUGGACACCCGCAGGAGACGGACAGUUAGCGGCGGCCGUCACAUGACCAUGGAUUUCUCUCUGCUGUUCUCCGUUACAGUCCAUGGACCCAAACAGCUGUGAAUAUCAGACUUUAAAUUGGUACUGAUGUAAACAGUGUGGGUCAAAUGUUUUUUUUUUGUUUUCUUUGUUUGCUUGCUUGUUUUAAGAAAACUUUUGGUUAAUUAAUAAUGUGUCCUCUACUGAAUCUUGUAGUGUCAGGAGGGUUCAUGAUCUCCCAGAAUUACCUGAAAUGAGUUUCCUCACCACUUGUGCAGAUAUAAAUGCGUAUGAAUGUCCCACAGUGCUGCAACAUCCUGUGCAGUUACUAAAGAACAUAAGCAUCCACCGCCAAAAACUAAAAGCGUCUACAAAUGGAAAUGAAUGAUGUUUGGUCCAGAACACAAAGAUUUUCAUUCGUCAUUGAGCUCAUCCAAUCCGAACGGCCUUAAAUUAGUUUUUCCUUUAGUGUGUUUUAUUUUUCUGUUCUCAAUUUCAAAUGUUUCUUCCACUGUGCAUGAGACUAAACGAUGUCAAGCAAUGUCUUACUAUGGUAUAUAUAUAUAUAUAUAUAUAUAUAUAUAUAUAUAUAUACUAUGGUAAAUAAAGUAAUGGUGUAAUUGGAAAAUACAGACAUUUUCUCUUUUAUGUCGGGUUGAUAGCUGAACUUGUACCUGGGUCACAUUUCACCAUAGAACAAACUAAAAUAAAAUAAAAUUUACAUAAAAAAAAAAACCAUGACAAUUUUAGAACCAUUUAUUUUCAAUAUAUGAAUUUAGCAGAAAACAAAUCUGAAUAAUUGUGAAAAUGCAAAAACAGCAAUGUAUUCUUAUUGGUUCUUAAAAUGUAUUAUUAUUAUUAUAUUUUCUGAUAUUUCUUUUGAAUUGUGACCUAAACACUCUUAGAAAAAGGUACAAUAGCUGUCACUGGGGCAAUGCUAUUUAAAAGCUACACCUUGGUAUCUUAUUCACCACUACAGGGUCCGCAUUAAUAGCUCAAAGGUAUAUAUCUUACUAUCUCUACCUUUAUUUCUGAGAGAGUAAGUAUUUAAAACUUCUCAAAUCCAUCACAAGGUAACCAAAAAAAGACUCUUUGCCAUUUACCGUACAUCUUUUUUUUUUAUUUAUUGAUCUGUUGUGUUCAGAAAGGUGUGUGUGUGAGUGUGAGUCAUUGAGAGUGUGUUUCCUGUGGUGUUCUGUUGUCAGAAUAGAUUUAGUCCCUUUCUGGUUUUUAGGUUGUUACAGAGAACUCCCCGAGGCCCAAUUACUGAGCCGUCAGUCCCACCGGACAGAAAACCUAUGAUUUGUACAGUUUUGUGAUCAAAGAGAUGUUUUGUACAGUUUUUAGAAAGAAAUGUAAAUAUCGCUCCAAUGUAUUUUACGAGAAAAAAAAAAACUGUAUUAAAAAACAAAAACAUUUUGUGUCAAAUUCAGGGAAAUAUUUUGUGACACCACAUGAUAACUAUGAAUAAAACACCACUAUGACUUAAA